This is a messenger RNA of Lactuca virosa, 858 nucleotides long. NCBI's taxonomy places the organism in Eukaryota, Viridiplantae, Streptophyta, Magnoliopsida, Asterales, Asteraceae. The record is from the annotation of a GenBank genome assembly.
AUGCACACUUUUGGAUCCCCACAAAAAAUCCUCUUCAGACAUCAAAAUAAAGAAGCAGAAUCUUUUUAUACCUUACAUGGAGAGGAGGAAUUGCCAUUGUAUUUGUGUCCCAAACGUGGAUACAUUGGUAUAACAACAACAAUCUCGUUCCCUUCUGGGGGAACUAUUGGUUCAUGUAAUGGAAUUUUCUGUUUGCGGACUAAAAAAGGUUUUACCCUAUGCAACCCUUCAAUCAAGCGCAAACUAAACAUGCCUGAAUUUCCUCGGAGAUCUGAAUCCUUUUCGUUGCAAGGUAUUGGGUUUGGAUUCGAUCCAAUCAGUGAUGAUUACAAAAUUGUCCGGAUAUCAUAUGUCAAAAACCAUUCAUUUGUUUAUGCUGUGAAGAGUGGCACUUGGUGUGAGAUUGCUUCCCCUAAACAUGAAAAUCAGAUUUGUAGUGUGCAACAUGAUGCCUUGUUUUUCAAUGGAGUGUUGUGUUGGGUGAUACAUGUUUAUCAAACAGAACCAAAAGACAUAUGCAUUUGUUGUAUACUAACAUUCGAUUUGAGCACUCAUGUUUUUGGUAUGAUUCCAUUGCCUACAUCCAAUGGACAUUGGAUUACGACAGGACUAACAACCAUCCAAGGUGAACUUUAUGUUCUUGGAGCUUUGCAAUUGCAACCGCAACCGACCAACAAUGAUGAUUUGUUGCUAAAUACUCAUUCUCAUGGGCUCCAAGAUUAUAAUCGCAAGACGGGGGUGCUAUCAAGAGUAGGCGACUUCAAUGAUGCUUCAAGUUUAUGUUACUUUUAUCAGUGUGUCGAAACCCUUCAUUUGUUAGACAUGGGGGAGACUAUGGGUGAAACGGAAGAACUAUGA